Gopherus flavomarginatus (Mexican gopher tortoise) is the source of this 993-nucleotide messenger RNA. Its product is annotated as olfactory receptor 14A16-like. The record is from RefSeq and is a predicted model, not a curated record. Bases 34 to 993 code for a protein of 319 amino acids. Gene Ontology annotation, cellular component: membrane. NCBI's taxonomy places the organism in Eukaryota, Metazoa, Chordata, Testudines, Testudinidae. Gene Ontology annotation, molecular function: olfactory receptor activity; G protein-coupled receptor activity; odorant binding. The transcript has a single exon. Gene Ontology annotation, biological process: G protein-coupled receptor signaling pathway.
CUACAGCCAUCACACAGUGUACUGAGGAAGAAAAUGUCCAACCAAACCACCAUGACCGAAUUCCUUCUCCUGGGAUUCUCUGAUGUUCCAGAACUGCAGAUUUUACACUUUGUGGUGUUUCUAAUGCUUUACGUGGCAUCCCUGCUGGAGAACCUUCUCAUCAUCACAGCCAUAGCCCUCAACCACCAACUUCACACCCCCAUGUACUUCUUCCUGAUGAAUCUGUCCAUCCUAGACCUCGGCUCCGUCUCUGUCACCAUCCCCAAAUCCAUGGCCAACUCCCUCAUGAACACAAGAUUGAUUUCUUAUUCUGGAUGUGUCGCCCAAGUCUUUCUUGUCUUCUUCUUUGCUUCAGCAGAUUAUGCCAUACUGACCAUCAUGGCGUACGACCGAUAUGUCGCCAUCUGCCAACCACUGCACUAUGAGACAGUGAUGAAUAGAAGAGCUUGUGUCCAAAUGGCAGCCAGUGCCUGGAUCAGUGUUAUUCUCAAUUCUGCAGUCCACACUGGAAACACUUUUGCAAUAUCCUUCUGUGGAGGCAAUAUGGUGGAUCAGUUCUUCUGUGAAGUCCCCCAGCUCCUCAAAUUCGCCUGCUCUGGUUCAGACCUCAGUGAAGUUGGGUUUCUCAUCUUUAGUGUGUGCUUAGCCUCAAGCUGCUUUGUUUUCAUAAUUGUGUCAUAUUUUCAGAUCUUCACCACAGUGUUGAGAAUCCCCUCUGAGCAGGGCCGGCAUAAAGCCUUCUCCACCUGCCUCCCUCACCUCAUUGUGGUCUCCUUGUUUAUUUGCACUGCGACCUUUGCCUACUUGAAACCCACCUCCAGCUCAACCUCAGAUUUGGAUCUCAUGGUGGCUGUUCUCUAUUCUGUGUUGCCACCAAUGAUGAAUCCAAUCAUCUACAGCAUGAGAAACAAAGAGCUCAAAGGUGCACUGUGUAAACUGAUAGGUUGGAGGUUAUUCUCUAAGAAUAAAAUGUCCGUAUUUCUCCAUCAGUAA